AAAGUGGUUCCAUGCUGCUGUACAGUCGCAAGAAGGUCAGGUACCGGCGAGAUGGAUAUUGCUGGAAGAAGAGAAAAGACGGCAAGACCACAAGGGAAGACCACAUGAAACUGAAGGUCCAAGGGACUGAGUGCAUAUACGGUUGCUACGUACACUCUGCCAUCUUACCGACGUUCCACAGACGUUGCUACUGGUUGUUACAGAACCCUGACAUCGUGUUAGUCCACUACCUCAACGUGCCAUAUCCUGACGACAACAAGUUGGCUGCAGUCGCACCCAGUCUCGCACUCUGGGCUGACAAGAAAGAAUGGACCAAAGACGAGCUGGUCAGCCAAUUGAAACCUAUGUUCUUCAGCGAAGAUGAGCACGAUAUCAACAAUGAGCUGGAAAUAUCGGGCAAAAUGUUUCAGACGGCGGAAACAGUGGAAGCAAUCGUCGGGCAGUUGAUGGAGAAACAGCGAGCUGCAAGAGCUGCAGCCCUAGCGAGACAAUUGGAAUGCGGUUGUCCUGACUCCACUUGUCAGGAUUCUAGAACUUGCGCACAUCCUUUACGACGUAUACAGGCAGCCAAGCCGCCACCUUCAGACCAUCACGUUUCUUCAACAACGGGCCCGUCACCACGGCCCAUGUCGCAACCACCGCGCCAGUACACCAGAGAUCACAGACCAUCUGCCCAGCCAGCGUCGCCAUUGCUCGUCUCCCUUGGACAAAUUCAAGGUGGAGGUGGUCUUUUAAUUUUAAAUGGAACGAGUAACACCGCCCAGCAACAUUCGUCCUUAAUAUCUCCUUUGUCACUGACGUCAUUUGUCUGCGAAGAGCCUCGGGAUAGGUACCGACAACAAUACAAGCCUACAUUCGUAUUGAAAAGAGAGGUACCUGACAGUCAGCCGUCUUCGUGUUUGCACAAUACAGACUCGACGUUCGAAGUAGAAAGCCAAAUAGAGGAAAAAGUAGAAAUUAAUUCUUUUGAUAGGAAAAUUAAAAUGGAGCCAAGGAGUAGAAAUCAAAUGGUUGCAAGUGCGCCAGCUACGCCGUCUAGGUAUCCUGAUUUAGUUGAACGAUUAGAAAGUAAAGUUAUGACGGAAAACUGUGAUGAUACAUUAGUAUUACUUGGUACGGAUGGAAAUUUAGGUUCUAGUGGGUUCUUUGAUGAAACUUUGGAAUUAUCGCAUGAAGAUAUACAAAAGACUUUAUCAGCUAAUAUGCCUAGUUGUGAAUUAGAUAGAAGCGGUGUAAGGUCUUCCGAUACGGCUAACGUAAUGGUAUCGGGGAUAGAUACAAUGGACUUUAUAGAAAGUUGUGAAGCAGUAGCAUCACCUACACAAGUUGUGGACGAUAAUGUGUUUGUAAAUCUUGACGCUUUUGAUAUGCUAGGAGAUUUUCCUGAAUUAGAAGUGCUGGAUCCAAGUUCAAUCUCGACGCACACUAUGGUAUCCUGCGAAAAAUCGCCACCAGAAGAGAAAAUGCAAAUGGACUGUAGUGGCGCGGGUGCUCUCAGCAUUACGGAUUAUUCGCCAGAAUGGGCUUACCCUGAGGGCGGUGUAAAGGUCUUAGUCGCUGGACCUUGGACUGAGACCUCUGAUCAGUAUACAGUCCUCUUUGAUAAUUUUCCUGUACCUUCAAAGUUGGUGCAGAAUGGUCUACUUCGAUGCUAUUGUCCAGCGCACGAAGCCGGUCUAGCAGCGCUUCAGGUUGCUCGGGGAGGUCGUGUAGUAUCAGAUACUGUGGCAUUUGAGUAUAAAGCAGGCCCAGUCCCGGUGCCUUCAUCUCCGGCCUCUGCCCCAUUACCGUCGCUGGAUUUCAGAAGGUUCCUACUGCUGCAACGAUUUCAGCGGCUCAAUGGACGGUUACAAGUCAAAACUGAACCAGCAGAUGAUAAUAAUCAGAUCGAAGACGUCCAGAUUUACUCGAAUCCAAAAUUCGAAGAGCGUCUAGUUACAUUUUGUCGAACUUUAAGUUCAAGGACAGUUGGCCAAUCUGAAGGUUUCACAACAGAUUCGGGAGAAGAUGGCUCCACGAUACUGCAUCUUGCUGCAGCAUUAGGAUAUACAAAGCUAACGACAGUGCUUCUGAGAUGGCGACAGGAUGAUAGUAAUUUGGCCUUGGAGAAGGAAGUGAAUUUAGGUGCACGAGAUAGUGACAACUGUACGCCUCUGAUGGUAGCUAGCGCAGCUGGUCAUGUAGAGACAGCAGUGGUGCUGGCGCGAUGGAGUGCAGGCACUCGCAGUGAAGCUGGCGCAAGACAAGCAGCCGCAGUGGCACGAAGAUCUGGACACAUGAGACUUGCUGCGUUACUGGAUCGGAUACACCCGCCGCAGAAAGAUGGAGUGUUCCUAAAACCUCACAGUUUGUCACAAAAAAGUCGUGCUGGUAGUUUAGAGAGCAAUCUUGUUAAGCGACCCUCAAUAGACAGCGGCAUCAAUAUGGCAGACGCUUUCAGAUCCAGUUCUGCUAUUGAUAAAGCUGAUAAUGGUUCUGCACGAUGGGAAAGGAGCAUGUCACUACCUCUUGAUUCGGACACCUCAGAAGAUAGUAUUGGAGAUUCAAAAAUCGGAAGACGCAUGGAUCUAGCUCUUUGCGAGACGGCGUGGCGGCGCGCCGCCAGCCCGCUCAUAGACGUGGAGUCGCUGUCCGACCGCUCCGCCUCGCCGCCGCCGCGCGCCGCGCCAGGGGAGCAGGAUGACCGCGUAUUCACGUUGGCUGAGGAGAUUAUUGCAGCUAUGCCUGAUAGAAUAAAGAACGAGAGUUCAUCACUGCUUUCGGGGUGCGGAUUAGAAGCUGGCACCGGAGGUGGUGAAGACACACUCAUGGGCCCACUUUUAGAUGACUCUACUACCUUCAACACUGAAUUCAGUUUCGAGUUCUGCGAUAACACAUACAGGUAUUGUGGCGGGUCUACCCCGUGUUCAUCAGGAUCGGUAUCACCAGGCUCCGCGCUGUCACCACCGCCGCCGUCACCUCGACCGAACUCUGUGACUGCUUCUUCAGCAACGCUGCAGGAAUUCCUUAAUGCCACACAUUUUUCUAAUUUAACACUUAACGAUCGAGAACAGCGGGAGCUGUAUUCAGCAGCAAUAACGAUUCAGAAGGCGUACCGUCAAUAUAGAGGGCGCCAGUUGCAGCGACGCGCAGCGGCCGCCGCCAUCACCAUACAGAACUGCUACCGUCGAUAUAAACAGUUUGCAUAUUUGAAGCAUAUGCAUGCAGCGGCAACUGUAAUACAACGCGGAUACCGUCUAAUGCGAGCGCGGCGACAGGCUGCAAACAACACGCCUAUCAAAAGGACAUAUUCCCAGCGGCGUCAAAAUCAGGCAGCAAGAAAAAUUCAGCAAUUUAUGAGGCAGUCAAAAAUAAACACAUGGGAAGAGUUUUCCACAAACGUUGCAGAACGCACGAGUCGAAAGCGUGAGGGAGGCCCUGCGCUCGCCGGAUGCCCACCAAAGCUCGUCGCAGCGCAUCAUCAGUACACCGCCCACUCCCAAUAGGAUCGUGGACUACUUAGCACCUGAAUCACCAAUGAACGCUGAUGAAGACCUGUUACUUGAGCUUCUGUUUAAAAUGUGACCCGGCGCCUUCAAUCGUUAGGAUUAUAUAAAAAUCUCUCAUUUUGUUUCUAUUCAAAUUCUCCUGUGUGUUGAAAUUUAGAAAAACUAUAGUCGAUUCGUUUAAAUUACUUUGUAUUUUGGCUUUACAACAUAGACACUCUUUUGACAAAGCCUUCGUGAUAUUUACUGCCUUCACUUGUCUAAUACUUAAUUGAUCUUAACACUCUACCUUUGUGAAAUUUAUUAUAUAUAUAUAUAUAUAUAUAUAUAUAUAUAUAUAUACAUAUAUAAGAACAUAUUGUACCACAUAAUAUAAUAGUCUUCUUGACUAAUUUUGGAAAUAUAAAAUCUCGUAUUUGCGUACUGAAAAAACUUACAGAUACGAGGGAGGAUAUUUGUAUUAUUACAAUUUAGUUAAUUUUUUUCUUGUAAGUUUACAAUUGGUAACAUAUUUAUUAAAUCGGCAACUUUCACUCAAGGUAGCGUUUUAAGUGAAUAAAAUACAUCAAUUAUAAAAAGGACAGUAUCCAAGGAACUGUAUCGAAUUAUCUUUGUUCUGGUAACAAGUAGCAUUGUUCCAAGAACAAUAUAGGAUCUGUAUAAUUGGUGUAUUUUUAUUCGACUUCUUCAUAACAAUUAUACAAAACAGGUUUCUUCUUAAAGUUGUGAAAUAACUCGGGCCUUGUCUAUUAAAAUUUUAGCCAUUCAAUUUACAAUUAUAUCUAUUAGGUAUUAUAAUGAUAGUAUCGACUUUCAUAAUAGGAGACAAGCUAUCACUUUUUUCCUUUAGUGUUGUAUUGUUUCGUGUAGACGUUUCCAAUCUCCUUAGAAAUGACUUGUUCAGAGUUUAGAUUCAAAAUUUUUUUUUCCUUUAUUUCGAACUCUUCAGGUCAUAGACAGGGUUAUAUUUAGUAUAAAUUUUAUCGUAUUUGUAUUAUAUUUUCAUAAUGUAUUUUUGAGACGUUUGUUUAGGACAUUUAUUGGAUUUAUAUUUUUGAAAACUCUAAAUUGGAUGUAAAAGUAAUUUAUCUAGAAGCAUCAGUGUAUUGGCUUAUUUGUUCUCAACGUGAACACGUAUUGAAACGGUUUCUCUUGAAUAUUAUUGUAUUGUCUUAUUUAAUAUUUGGCUGUAAUAUAUAUUUUCUAUUUCAAAAUGUAAAGAUAAUUACGAGUAGAUACCUAAACUGUACGUUUGGGGGUUGCGUUCGUUGAUUUGUUUUGGACAUUAGAAACUCAAGUUAAAACUUGAAUUCUAGAUUCUAUUGAUAAUUUCCGAAUGGAGUUAAAAAAUAUGUAGGUUAAGUACAAAUUCAAAUUAUUAAAUAAAAUAAAAAAAAAGCCACUGUUCUUUAUAAAGUAGUUGCACCUAGCGUAAAAUACAAUAAACCCGACGAGCUGUGAGUAUUUUGAGAUUUUAUCGUAUUUAAGGAGAAAUAAAGUAAUUAUGCCGUUACUGUUCUUAUAGGUUUCGUUUCAGCCUAAUAGGUUAAUUCUUUUUUAGUCUACGCAGUGAAAUAAAGCCUUAGAUAUCAUCGAACAUCUAAUCUAUCUUAAAUUUCCCGUAGCUAAUAUCUAAAUCUUAUGAAUGCUUACCUUUAGCCGUUCAUAUUUGUUGUGUAUAUUUCGUCUACGGUUUUAAGUACAUUGUGACGAGUUUAGUUAUUUUUAUACGUAGCCCAUAUAUAGUUUAAUAUCCCGUUGAAUUCAUUUUCUGCGCCCCUAGUUCCUACUAAGCAACUAUCGACAUCCUUAAUAUUAACUAUUAAUUAGUUUUCUAGAUAAUAAUUUUCGUUUUAGAUCUUCGAUAAAGCUAAAUGCCAUACCUACUUACCUAGCGUUCAUGAAAAAAAAGGUUGUGCACCAUUUAAAUAUAGAAAUAACUACCUAAAUAUUCCCUUUUUCUGGAUUCUUUGAUAUUUUAACGUAGCCAUAUAGUUUAUAGUUUAAGAUUAGAUUAAUCAUAGCUUAACCAUAAGACGACGAACAGCCGUCGAGAUAUUUUCGAUUCGUAUUUUUAUAAGGCAAAAGUUACGAACGACUACGAUUGCUUUGCUUGUGCAGGGCCAGAUCAGAUCAAUUCGGUUUUUGUUGUCUAUAAAAUUAUUGACUUCAUAUAUUAAAUCUUUUCAUUAACGAUAAUUCUUUUAUAAUUAUUUAAUUUAAUAUUCAGUUAUAAGUUUUACGUUAAGUUUAUAAACAUUCCGAUUGUUUGUUAAUUAAAUUUCGAGAGGCCCAGUAUUGAAAUUAGUAGGUAACAUCUGGUUUACUCCAAACAGUAUUAAAAUGAAAUCCAGAAUUUUAUUGUAUCUAUACACCGUGUGUUCAUAACGAUUAUACAAGGAUUUGAUAUAUUGCAUUGUACUGAAUGUAAUGAGGAUAUGAAAUUAAUUUACAAUUUAUAUAUAGUAUUGGAUGGAGCAAACCGGAUACGAGUAUUAUAAAAAUGAGUGACACGCGACGUAGAUUGAGAAAACCGUCCAUUCGUGGCGGCUUUUGCACCCUCUGGUGGCAGUACGGCAAAAGUCGCAUAACGGCAACAAGCGAAAAUAACAUUUGUUAAAGUGAUUAUAGUAACGCGAUUCGCUUGCAUGGUCAAUGGGCACCCGAGGGCGCGAAUACAACAUGUAUAUUUCAUAUUUUUGGAUCGCUAAUUUUAAGAUGUUAUAUUUAUAUAUGUAUAUGUAGUGAGGGCGGAUACAAUACCAGUAUUUCGAGAAUGUAUUACGCCAAACGUUUUGAUGUAUUAAUUUUCCAUAAAAGUUAUUCUCUCAUUGUUUCUUUUUGAACUGAUAAAUAGUUCGUUUAGCUAGUGGUCAUACGUAUAUAUUUUUUGAUAGCGUGCACGAUUGCUUCAAGAGCGCCAACAAAACGAGGAGAAAAUGUAAUAAAAAAAAAAUAAUAAUAAUAAAAAAAAAUAUUUUUAACUGUAAAGCGAAACCUCCGAAAGCAAUAAUAUUUUUGUGGUGAAGUUACUCCGAUUUGUAAAGAGUGUAUUUUAUUAUCCACGCGGUCGUCACAAAACAGUUAGAGAACGCUUCAUAGUAAGGCCGUUGUCUGUGCUGCUUUUGGUGCGUGUUAAACAUAUUAAAGAAAAAAAAAUUUGAAAAAAAAGAAAAAAAUAUUCAUACUAAUUUUCGUAUUCAUGAAGAACUCUGACGCUUGGUAGUUACAACUCCUAUGAAGAUUAAUAUAAUAAUACGUAUAAAUUAAUUUACUCCCCAUUAAAAAGGACUGAUAAUAACUUAUGGCUAGGCUGUAUGGGCCAUGCUCUUUGCUUGUCCAUAUCUUUCGUUUCUAUUUCAAUCAGCCUGCAGAAUGAUUGUAAUUUUUGACAAUUUCAUUUUUAAAAUAGGCCCAAAGUGUUAGAAUCUACUGCCAUGAAAAAUAAUAAAAAAAAAAACAUUAAAUUGAGUAUCGAAUGCAGCACGGCAAAUGGCGAGCGUUAGUAUUUGACCACAGCUAAAAAUAAUAGAGCACUAGAAGUAGAUAUAGUUAGAUGAAUUACUACUUAUAUAUGAAAUAAUAAAUCUUGAAAUCUAUACAUAGAAUUAAAAAUUAAAAGUUUAACUAAUACUUUUUAUUAUUAUUACAAUAAGAGGCUUGUUCACACAUUUUAACUUCGUAUCUAGUAGGUAGGUACUUUUAAGAUUGAAAUGAUAUAUAGGGUAAAGGUUUGCCGAACGGGUUCGCGGAGGAUAAUGAACGAUUAUUAUUUGUUUGGGUGGGCUGUGUUACUGAUUACGCCAAAGGCAUUAUUAAUUUCAAUUGUUGUGAUAUAUAUGUGUAGCAAAAUAAUUGAUUUGAAGCAUCUAUAUAUAUAUAUAUAUAUAUAUAUAUAUAUAUAUAUAUAUAUAUAUAUAUAUAUAUAUAUAUAUAUAUAUAACGGAUAGUUACCUAAAGACUAUUAGUCAAAUAACAAUUUGUUUCAACAGCGUAUCGGUGAUUUGUUAAUUCGCUGUAGCUUGCUUGUUAUACUUUUAUAAUGAAGAUGUUUAUUUCAUUAAAAAAAAAAAAUGAGCCUGCCUAAAAUAUAUUGCAUAUCACUUAGUGUAUGACUUAUGGAGGGGUUAUUGACACGCUGUUUCUUUAUUGGUUUUUUUUUUUUUUAUAUAAAAUGCUAGAUUUCUAGUAAUUAAUAUCUCUAGUGGCUGAAUUGUAGGGUUGUAACAUUGUCUUGUGUUAGAUUAUUGUCAAAACAAAAGAACGUUUGUUUCUUACUUUGAGAUUAAGUUUUCAUAGUGAAAUUUAGUGAUGUUUCGUAGUUAUGUUUUAAUAAAAUCCUUUACUAAUAUUUACUUAAUUUUAAUUGCAGUGAUUUAUUUUAAAUACACAAUUGGCACUUAACGUGAUGUAAAAACUUUUGGAGGCAAAUAGUACGUUCGUAACUGCUGUGGUCACGUGACCACGACGUGGUGCAACCAACGUCGAAACGUCGUCGAUAAAGAAGCAGGUACGUAGGUACUAUUUACAUGUAAAAUCUUUUACAUUAGCGUUAAAUCCCGAUUGUGUAUUUAAAAUAUGUGUAAACAAUGCGAAAUUUAAAAAUUAAUUACAGUAAUUUAUUUUAAAGUGUAGUGCAUUAUACUUUUAAAUUAUUACAUAGUUUAAAAGUCGUUACAACCCAAACUAUAGUGAAAUUAGGACUUAUCGCUUGAAACAUUUUUUGUAAUAUAGCGUUACACGUAAUGACGAAGUUAUGUUUUAUUGUAACGUAAUAUUUGUUUGUAAUGCAAAUAUAGGCGUUAUUAUUGAUAACUUUUCAUAAAUAGCAAAUGUAUGAAAACGUUACGUACUGCCAGUUUCAAGGUUUCUAAAACACCAAUUAAGGAAGGAUGGUUGAUUGUUAGGAUUGUGAAUUGUCCAAAUUAUUGUUUUGAAAGAGUUUUUUAUUGACGUUUUUUAAUAUAUUUUACUUUAGUUCUAAUGUCAAUGAUAAUAAGAGUUUUGUAAACGAAACCAACCAAGUUGGCGGGUAAUUAUGACAGUAAACAAGUGUUUGACAAGUUUUAAAGUUAUGUCAAAGUGUCGAAAUAAUAUUAAUGCAACAAAACUUAUUUAAAAUUUAUUUAAUACUUUAAUAAUACUAUUAUUUUGUUAAAUGAAAAUAAUAAAUUAAUAUGAUUUUAGACUAUUGUUGUGUAACAAAAACAUUUGACAAAUUUUUUGUAUUAUUUGACAUAUAAUAAUUUAUUGAAAUUAAUUCAUAAAAUAAAUUGAUUUAUUGUAUUAAAAUGAAAUAAAAGUAUUAUAAUUGUACUUAUUAAUUUUAAAUUUUACAUACCUAAAUAUAAAAAAAAAUAUUGUUAUUAAUCAACAAAUAAGAAUUCUUUUAACUUUAAAAAAAUGUAUAAGCAAUUUAGUAUUAAAUUAUAAAUAUUUAUUUAAUAAAAUUAAACCAUAAAAUAAGUAAUUUUAUGAAUUAUUUUGUGUAUUUAUAAUAAGUUUGUAAUUUACAAUUAAAACAUUAAAUUUUAUUUAUUAUUUUUUAUUUGUUGAUUGAUACAAUAUAAAAUUUCACACAGACAAGCGACAAAUUGUGAUUUAAUGUUACUAUUAUAAAAAAAAAAAAAUUACAUUCCUGUGUUGCAUUCACGUUUGCAUGUAUUUGUGAAACAUCUGAUUGUGAGUUGUUGGGACAUAUGAGUGCGUCAGAUAUUGAUUCUAUCGAUAAAAGUGUACUUUGAACAAAAAUAAUCUUCCUUUGUAAUUAUUAUAAUCUAUAAACACUACAAAAUUGUGAUUCAAAGCAAUUUAAAAUAUUACUGCUGAUUAUAA
Galleria mellonella (greater wax moth) is the source of this 9320-nucleotide messenger RNA. RefSeq names its product calmodulin-binding transcription activator 2 (gene Camta). The coding region runs from base 12 to 3485 and encodes 1157 amino acids. Gene Ontology annotation, cellular component: nucleus. Gene Ontology annotation, molecular function: protein binding; double-stranded DNA binding; transcription coregulator activity. The record is from RefSeq and is a predicted model, not a curated record. Lineage: Eukaryota; Metazoa; Arthropoda; Insecta; Lepidoptera; Pyralidae. The transcript is spliced from 21 exons. Gene Ontology annotation, biological process: regulation of transcription by RNA polymerase II.